GAGCUCCCCACUACCGAGACCCACCCACGCCCCUUUCUCUCUCAGUGACAAAAGCCCAAAAAUCUAUCCCUAACGAACCCAGCCACCAUCCCAUCGCCGAACUCUUCUCCUCCGGUAGAGGUUGCUGUCGCCGCCGGCGGGGACAGACCGUGGGUUGGGUCUGCUCGUUUCUUCUCGCUACUCCUCGCGUCGUCAAGCCCGAGGGUGCCAUCAAGUCCGGACCUGUCCUCGUCGUCGUCGGCCGCUCUGAACUCGUCGUCGAUUCCGAGGGUGCCGUCGUUGCCGCCGAACUUUCUGCUGCUCGACGUCGCGAACGUCUACUCAGCCCUGUUUCCUCGCCGUCGUAAACGUGCCUGCUUGGCCGUCUUCUCUUCGCCGCACAUCCGUUCUACCAGUCGGCCAUAACUUCCACGCGAACGACUCUGCUGCUCGCCCGUCUUCUCUUCUCUGUGCAACAAACAACAACUAACAUUUUGUUUGGAUAAAAUUGAGUGGGAGCUUCUGACCUAGACCCAAGACUCGAUGAAGAUGGGUUGUUUGAACGGGACAACCAUCUCACUCUCAUGCCUGAAACUCCCUUUCCCUUCUUACCCUUCUUCCUUCCAGAACGUUCCAUUUCGCCGCACCAUCAAGCCUCUCUCCGCCGCCCUCCAAACAUCUCCCGCCACUUCACCAUCAACCACCAAGGCCGAGGACCAAGGUGCGAGGUCUCACUGGAAGGCCGCAAUAGACUUCAAGUGGAUAAAGGAUAACAAGGAAGCAGUUGCUGCCAACAUUCGCAACCGUAACUCCGAUGUUGAUUUGGAACUCGUCCUUCAACUCUAUGACCACUUCUUUAAUCUUCAAAAGUAUCAUCUAAUUAGAUUAAUGCAAAAAAGACAUAGGAAGGGGGAAGAAAAAAGGAUUUAUGGUCCCAAUUGCUCAGCUAAUUGGUUUCCAGAAAGCAGGAAGUUGAGAGAGUGCGCGGAGAAAGAAAUGCGGUAGCAAACAAGAUGAAAGGGAAAAUGGAACAAUUUGAGCGUCAAAGACUAAUUGAGGAAGGAAAGAAUUUGAAGGAAGGACUCAUUGCUUUGGAAGAAGACCUGCUCAAGCUUAAUGACAAACUUCAACUCGAAGCACAACGUAUACCAAACAUGACUCAUCCACAUGUUCCAAUAGGUGGAGAGGAUAGUUCUAUGACAAGGAAGCUGGUUGGCAGCGCUCCAGAAUUUAGUUUCCCUGUCAAGGAUCAUCUUGAACUAGGAAAGGAACUUUGCCUUUUCGAUUUCGACACAGCUGCAGAGGUCAGUGGGUCAAAGUUCUACUACUUGAAAAAUGAUGCAGUUUUGUUAGAGAUGGCCCUUGUGAAUUGGACACUCUCAGAAGUGAUGAAGAGAGGCUUUACUCCAUUAACAACGCCUGAACUUGUACGGUCCUCUAUUGUUGAAAAAUGUGGUUUCCAACCUCGUGGAAACAAUACACAGGUUUAUUCCAUAGAAGAUAGUGACCAAUGCCUUAUCGGCACUGCAGAGAUACCUGUUGGGGGUCUUCAUAUGGAUUCUAUACUUGCUGAAACUUUGUUACCCCUGAAAUAUGUAGCAUUUUCUCAUUGCUUCCGUACUGAGGCUGGUGCCGCUGGCAGUGCAACAAGGGGUCUUUAUCGAGUUCACCAGUUCAGCAAGGUUGAAAUGUUUAUUUUCUGCCGCCCAGAAGACAGUGAACAUUAUCAUGAAGAGCUUAUUAAAAUUGAAGAAGACAUGUUCUCAUCCCUUGGGUUACAUUUUAAAAUUUUGGAUAUGGCUUCCGAAGAUUUAGGUGCACCUGCUUACCGUAAAUUUGAUGUGGAGGCAUGGAUGCCUGGCUUAGAAAGGUUUGGCGAGAUUUCAAGUGCAUCAAAUUGCACAGACUAUCAGAGCCGUAGGUUGGGAAUCCGGUAUCGCCCGUUGGAAGCGCCAGUUGCAAGCCCGAAAAAGUCUAAAAGCAAUCUGGCUCCACCAAAGUUUGUUCACACACUAAAUGCAACAGCUUGUGCAGUACCACGGAUGAUAAUAUGCUUGCUUGAGAAUUACCAGCAAGAAGAUGGAUCCAUCCUUAUCCCUGAGCCUUUGAGGCCCUUCAUGGGUGGGCGUAGUGUUAUUUCUAGAAAAUCUUGAUACAAGGGAUCGCGACAUUUGCAUCAUUUGAAGGAUUUUUGCUGUGGCGGCUUUAGAUUGUGGUGGUAGAUGAGUUCAAUCAACUUCCUACAUUAUAGCCUUUGGACAGAGGGAUCCUGAAAAACUGGAAAGAAGGCGGCAAAAAUCAUGCAUAUAUUAAUUAGUAAUGUAGAAAGGAAGGAGUAGAACAAUACUAUCUCUGAAAAUUAACUAACUAUUGAACUUAAAAAAUAAAGAAAAAUAAAACAUAAAAUAUCUUAAAUCC
Molecule: messenger RNA, 2397 nt
Organism: Arachis ipaensis
Lineage: Eukaryota; Viridiplantae; Streptophyta; Magnoliopsida; Fabales; Fabaceae
Source: RefSeq, a predicted model, not a curated record